Molecule: messenger RNA, 747 nt
Organism: Selaginella moellendorffii
Lineage: Eukaryota; Viridiplantae; Streptophyta; Lycopodiopsida; Selaginellales; Selaginellaceae
Exons: 2
Coding region: 27-626 (199 amino acids)
Source: RefSeq, a predicted model, not a curated record
AAGAACACCACAUUUUCAUAGAAACCAUGGCGUGGCUCAUUACAGUCCUCUUGUGUUUCACGGCAGCUGCAGCACUACGUACACUCAAGGACAAUGAAAAGCAAGUGCCUGGAGAGGUAAUGUACACCAAUGAAGCAAAGCAGGCAAAUCCCGAGUCCAUCCUCUUGUAUAACAAGGAAACGAAGCGGGCAAAUCCCGAGUCCAUCCUCUUGUAUAACAAGGAAGCGAAGCAGGCAAAUCCCGAGUCCUUCGUCUUCUAUAACAAGGAAGCGAAGCAAGCAAAUAAGGAAGAAAAGCAAGCAAAUCCUGAGUCCUUCGUCUUCUAUAACAAGGAAGUGAAGCAGGCUAAUCCCGAGGCCUUCGUCUUCUAUAACAAGGAAGUGAAGCAGGCAAAUUCCGAGUCCUUCGUCUUCUAUAACAAGGAAGUAAAGCAGGCAAAUCCAGAGUCCUUCGUCUUCUAUAACAAGGAAGCGAAGCAAGCAAAUAGGGAAGAAAAGCAAGCAAAUCCUGAGUCCUUCGUCUUCUAUAACAAGGAAGUAAAGCAGGCUAAUCCCGAGGCCUUUUUCUUCUAUAACAAGGAAGCGAAGCAGGCAAAUCCCGAGUCCUUCCUGGAAAGUGAAGUUUGACUAAGAUCCUUUAUGCUAGGAGACAAAGAUCUCUUACUAUAUACCGUUGAUAUUUUGCAAAGCUCUACUGUAUUAAGAUAAUAAGAAUAUGAAGUUUAAAGUAGAGCCUUACAAUAAAAAA